This is a messenger RNA of Bradysia coprophila, 1689 nucleotides long. RefSeq lists its product as uncharacterized. Lineage: Eukaryota; Metazoa; Arthropoda; Insecta; Diptera; Sciaridae. The record is from RefSeq and is a predicted model, not a curated record.
CAAAACCAGUCAAGUUAAAGUGUUAAAAUAAUGAAGUUCUUACAAUUACUACUGGUGUUUGGAUUGUUUUGCAAGGCCAUAGACGCCGAGCAAAUAGAGCAAAUCGAAGAAAAUGUCAGCUUCAGCGUGUCAGCAAUUUGGCUGAGAUAUCAUAAAAAAGAAUGUACGUGUCCAGCACCGUGGGCGGAGGGCGUUCAAGAAUAUUACGUUGGUGUCAAAGAUGCUGUUAAAGACGGUUUCAAAUCGGAGAAAGCAAUUGAAAUAGGAAAUUGCGCAGUAAAAUCAUUGGGAGAAUUCAUCGAGAAAUUAAUCUACUUCACCGGUUCCAACUCAACAAUUGUAACAACGAGCGUAACAUCAAUUUUAAAUUCGUUGAGUACAUGCCGUAAGCUAAACGAAUCCGGUUUGAAAAUCAUUAUUGAAUUCGAUAAAGUAUUGCUGCCGCUCAUCGACAAUUUCAACAGAGUCGCUACAUCAUUAUCUCCUCAAAUCGGUGACUUGGCAUGUUCCUUUACGGAUGAUCUUUCCGAUCUCGGUCGCGAAUUUUCGAAAUUUCAGAAAGGAUUUAUUAGAAAUUGCCAACUAUUUCAAUGCAAAAAGAAAGUUGAUUACGAAUGUGUGCUCAAAAAAUUGCAGAAACUUUUCAACACCGUGGCAUCCAUUAACGAAAAUGUCCUGAACAAAUGUAGCUGUAAAGCGUCUCAGGCAGAGCAUGAAUCAGUUAUGAUUUUGGAUUUGCUCUAUUCAUUUAUGGCGAUUGCGGUCACAGGAAUCAAUAGCUGCGUUCUUGAUGAGUUGUACGCUGAAGAAUGUCCCGUUUCUAAAAAUUUCAAAUCUGUGUCGUUGACAUUUGAGUACACGCUCGUCCAAGUUAUCCAAGCUGUUUGUGCCAUUACUUAUCCAUUCGAAAAUACCAUUCAACAAUUGUUGACCGCUUUCGUCAACAUAUCCCAAACUUUAAAUGAGGCAGUAAAAGCCAUUUUCGGGCUGGUGCAAGGUGUGGGACUAACUGUUGAAAAAAUAACCACAAAUUUAUUGCAAGGACUUCAACUCGGCUGAUCAGCUAUAAAAGAUCGAACGAGCCUACAAUUAAAACGAUAUGAAUUUCUGUCUUACUUAAAUCGAUUAAAUCAUUUGUUUGUGCUUUAAAUCUAUGGAGCAAACCAGUGCCUAUUUUAUGGAAAUUUUUCUAAAUCUGUUUUGCACACGUAAAAAUCCCACUUUUGUAUCUCAACUGUUCGUUGUUCCUCUAAUUUCUCUCAUUUGUCAUUUGAAAUAAAAUACGAAUUGAAAGAAAUCAUAGAAACGAAGAGGAAGAAGCAGUAACACCUUAGAUACGAAAGUGGGAAUUUUUACGUGUGCAAGGGAGUAGAACAUUACAGAUAACCAUUUCUAUACAAUCGACGCUGAGUUGAAAGAUGGAAGUGGUGCAUCUAGUGUAAAAUCAAUCAAUACUUUGUUCCAUAGAAAUGCAUCUUAUAUUCACCCCAAUAAUAUGCAGUUUUUUAACUAGUAAAUUUAACGUUUCCUCCCGCUGUGAAUAAAAUAUAUUUUACAAAGAUCAUUCGACGUACACUUUCCUAGUGUUAGGCACUCGUUGUACGCGCUUAAUUGUGUGUAUUGGGUUAUGUUAAAAUCAGACCUCUUCUUUAUAAAGAAAAUUUUAACAAUAAAUUCAAACGUUACCAA